Prunus armeniaca (apricot) is the source of this 972-nucleotide messenger RNA. Lineage: Eukaryota; Viridiplantae; Streptophyta; Magnoliopsida; Rosales; Rosaceae. The record is from the annotation of a GenBank genome assembly.
AUGGAGUUCUUGGACGAGGACGCAAGGCCAAGGUUCCUCUUCCAAUCGAAAGCAGUGGGUUCUUCAGCCACAGAACCAGAACCCCAUUACAAGAAUCUCAACAAACCAUUCAUUGCCUUUACAAUUUUACUCUCAAUUCUAUUACUGGGUCUCUCCUUCUUCUUCCUCCAAUCCGAACCCUACCAAUCUCUCCUCAUCUGGGUUGCUCUCUCCAUCCUCGUCGGCCCCUUCGCUCCCGCUUCAGUCACCGGCGGUGACAUCCGCGUCGGUCACGGCCAAAUCCUCGACCUCCCUGAAAUCAUAACCCAAGUAGAGGAGGAAUCGAAGAAGAGGGUAUCUCAAAAGAGAUCAAAGCCGCGUCGAUUUGAUGAAUUGGGCACAGAUUCGACACCGGUGGCCGAAACUGUUAAUGGGCCUGUGAGAGAAGAGAAAAAGCGUGAGGUUUCCGAAGGUAAUGGUAAUGGGUCUAUGGUGUUUGAUGAAGAGACGGAGUGGGUUGAAGAGGAUGUUGAGUUUUUGAAGAAACUGCUCUUGAAGCACCCGGUAGGGAAGCUGAGACGGUGGGAGGUUAUUUCCGAGUCGUUUCGCGGAAAGCAUAAGGUGGAGAGUGUAAUCAAGAAGGCCAAAGAAUUGGGAGAGAAGAAAGUGACUGAUUCAGAUUCUUAUGCAGAGUUUUUGAAGAAGCGUAAGCCCAAUGACAAGAAAAUCGAGAGUGAGAGUCAAGACUUGGGUGAUGAGUUGGUGGUGGAAAAUGGUGAAGUGAAGAAAGAGAGCAAUGGUGGUGGGGUGAGUUGGGCUUCAACUGAAGACAUUGCAUUGCUCAAUGCCCUGAAGGCGUUUCCCAAGGAUGUGUCGAUGAGGUGGGAGAAGGUUGCUGCUGCUGUGCCCGGGAAGUCGAAGGCGGCUUGUAUAAAGAGAGUUGCCGAGUUGAAGAAGGGUUUUCGGAGCUCCAAGGCUUCAACAGAAGAGUAG